Molecule: messenger RNA, 549 nt
Organism: Protopolystoma xenopodis
Lineage: Eukaryota; Metazoa; Platyhelminthes; Monogenea; Polystomatidea; Polystomatidae
Source: the annotation of a GenBank genome assembly
AUGGAAUCUCACGAUGACUCGAAAAGGACCGCCUGGAAACACUCUGCCCGUCAGGCUGAGGAUCCUCGCCACUUGGCCAUGCUUCUGGAAUCUACCCUCUGCUCUCCUCUCUUCUCUCUUCUUCACUUCUCUGCUUCUUUCCUCUUUCCACUACCCUACAUAGCCAUGUCCCCAGCCUACCUCAUGGGCCGUAGAUUCGCUCUCCGUCGCGGCUACAUGCCACAUGACACAGUGCGGCCACACACAGACAAGCAUAAGAGCAGACAGACAGGCAAGGAGCGGCCUGGGCACUCGUCUCACGGGGCUCUAAGUGCCGGACUUCUGGCGGAAAACGCAAAUGAAUUAAUCGGAAAAUCGGUCAGCCCAUUUGACUUUAUUGCAUUCGCUUGGUCCCGACGGGAAACGACGUUGGCCACGGGGACAUGUGAAGGGCGGCAAGAGAUUGAAGGUGGUCAGACGUCCUGCGAGGAUGUCUGCUGCAGUCCAGAUGUCUGUUGUGUGCGCAUACAAAUGCGACAGAUGUUAAGCACAUGCAUUCACAUUAAAUGA